Rhodofomes roseus is the source of this 1549-nucleotide messenger RNA. RefSeq lists its product as uncharacterized. Lineage: Eukaryota; Fungi; Basidiomycota; Agaricomycetes; Polyporales; Fomitopsidaceae. The transcript has 7 exons. Bases 129 to 1511 code for a protein of 460 amino acids. The record is from RefSeq and is a predicted model, not a curated record.
CCUUGCCCCUCCUCUCGCGCUCUCUGAUACAUAUUCACGCCGACUCAUCUUCGAUUGUGUUCGUCGCUGUUGGCUUGCUCCGCGACAGCCAGAUAACUGAGGAACUGAUAACUCUUUGUACAUGAACUAUGCAACCUCAACUUGAAGAGGAACCGACGGUUGGCAAUCAGGCUGUGCAACACAUGAAUUCCGAGCCUGCCAUGGCCAGUGAGCAGAUAGUGGAGCCACCACUGGCACUAGAUGCAGAUGUCGAUGUCGGCGCUGCGGCCCUGGGAUCUCGCCGUGCGCGCAUGAGCCACAUCCUCUUGCCCACCUACAAAGAAGUCAAACGCGAGGAGCUACGGAAGGCCGCGCUAGGACAGACUCGAGAUAACAUAUCCGAUGCCACCAUUAGCAAGGCAGAGCCCGCCGAGGACAUCAGCUUGGACCGCAUCCCGUCAGCUCCGGGUCGUGUGGUUCAUGUCUUAUCCGACAAAGAAGUGCAAGAAGCUGCUUCACAGCUAACGAACUCGGCUGUGAAGAUCAAAAAGGACUCGCAGUUCAGCUGGAGGAUCGUCACCGACCGCAUCCGCGCGGUCGGCCUGGAGCGCCACCCAAUCCAGCUCAACGACGACACCACGCUGAGCUUCAUGUUCAAUCGGCAUUACCUUCACGACCUCUACGGUGGAAGCUUCGUCGACACGUUCCCGCGGCCCGAGCGGCGGAAGGUCCACUUCCACAAACUGGAUGACUUCAUGUGUCUGCGGCUCGACUACAACCCACACGCCCCUGUGAACCCAGGAGACCCCGGCCUACUCUUUACAUACAGAUCUGCCGAUCGCCUGCGCAAGUACGCAACUGGAUUGAACCGGCUCUUCGUGAGAACGCAAGCCACUCCGGCGUUGUGGCAAUAUAUGGGACAGUAUCGAUUGUACCAAUCGGAGUGUCUCACCAAGGACGAGUUUAUCAGUCAGUCUCCCGUGGUCCGUAAGACAUGGGCGAAGGCUGUUCUCAAGAGAACGCAAAGUAACGACAUCGCCGCCAGGGUGUAUCUCCGGAAGACCCACGAGAGAGAGCCAUCACAGCGCGAAGUGUCCAAGAUGCUCGAUAACAAAAAGCAGAUGAAGAUGGCGAAGACGAAGCUGACGUGGGCAGACGUCGCAGCUGCUUACGAGCGAGGCGAAGAGGAAAUCCGUGUGUACGCGAUGAAGUGCGUCGGCUAUGAUGUCGAGUUCCAGCGCAUCCUCGCGAGGAACUACCGUUUUUUCACACCGCCGGAGACGAAGCGGAAGACAGGGCCAUCUAAUUCGACAGGUGCGAAAGCGUCCUCGAAGCACAAGCGACGCCGUUCGGUGUCAGCGACACCUGAGCCAUCCGAGCCCGAGUACGAUGAUGAUGCCGAUGGCAGCGAGGAUAACGGGGAGAUCAUCGACCUGGUGAACUCCGCGGGUGAGUCGGACGUCGAGGUAGUGCAGUACAGACCGAAGGGGACGCGGUCUCGGGCACAGGCGAAGCGGUUGAAGACGGAGUAGAACACUGCCUCGAUGAAGCUCAUAUUCUUGUUACGCUU